This is a messenger RNA of Scheffersomyces coipomensis, 1182 nucleotides long. RefSeq names its product O-phospho-L-serine:2-oxoglutarate transaminase (gene SER1). The coding region runs from base 1 to 1182 and encodes 393 amino acids. The transcript has a single exon. NCBI's taxonomy places the organism in Eukaryota, Fungi, Ascomycota, Pichiomycetes, Serinales, Debaryomycetaceae. The record is from RefSeq and is a predicted model, not a curated record. Gene Ontology annotation, molecular function: pyridoxal phosphate binding; O-phospho-L-serine:2-oxoglutarate transaminase activity. Gene Ontology annotation, biological process: L-serine biosynthetic process. Gene Ontology annotation, cellular component: cytoplasm.
AUGAGUGAGUUCAAGACUUUAGAUCGUGAAGAACCAAACUAUUUUGGUGCUGGUCCAGCUUUAUUACCAACUUCAGUGUUACAAGAAGCUGCGUAUGACUUAAUUAAUUAUGAACAGCAAGGUCUUGGUAUUGGUGAAAUUUCUCAUCGUUCAAAACCGGCCAUUAAAGUAAUUGAUGAAACUAAAGCUAAUUUGGCCAAGGUAUUGAACAUUCCAGAUACUCAUGAAGUGUUUUUCAUGCAAGGUGGUGGUACUAGUGGGUUCUCAUCGAUUGUAUAUAAUUUAAUUGCAAAUUACGCUAAAAGACACCCUGGUAAAGUUGGUAAGGCAGCUUAUGCUGUAACUGGAUCUUGGUCUAAGAAAUCAGCUGAAGAAGCUGUCAGAUUAGGUUUCGAUGUUGAUAUUGUGGUGAAUACCAAGGCUAACAAAUUUGAUGAUAUCCCACCUUAUUCAGAAUGGAAAGCUAUUGAUAAAGAGAAUACUGCUUAUCUUUAUGUUUGUGAUAAUGAAACUGUUAAUGGUAAUGAAUUCAAAGAUAUCCCAACCUCUGAAUAUCUCCCUGAAGGUGUUGAACUUGUGGCUGAUAUGUCAUCCAAUAUCUUAUCAAAAAAAGUUGAUGUUAGUAAAUAUGGGGUUAUUAUGGCUGGGGCUCAAAAAAAUAUUGGUUUAGCAGGUUUAACCAUUUAUAUUGUUAAGAAAUCUUUAAUUGAACAACCAACUGAUGAUGAAUUGAAAUCUUAUGGUAUACCAAGAGUUCCAAUUGCUUUCCAUUUCCCAUCUGUGGUGGCUAAUAAUUCAGCUUAUAAUACUAUUCCAAUCUUUACUUGUCAUAUUUUAAAAUUAGUGACAGCUAGACUUAUAGAAAAAGGUGGAAUUGAAUAUAUUCAAAAAGUGAAUGAAGAAAAAGCUCAAUUAUUAUAUGCUGCUUUAACUAAAUAUCCAAACUUUUAUAAAUUACCUAUCGUUAAUCCAAAAGUUCGUUCAAAUAUGAAUGUGGUAUUUACUUUACCAAAGGAUUUAGAAGAUAAAUUCAUUCAAGAAGCCACUGCUAAAAAUUUAACUGGAUUAAAAGGUCAUAGAUCAGUAGGUGGUAUGAGAGCUUCUAUAUACAACGCUGUUACCCUUGAAAGUGUUCAAUUGUUAGUUGCUUUUGUAACUGAAUUUGCUGAAGCUAACCAAUAG